CAUGAAGAGAAAAAAAAACGAAGACAGACACCGAGCAGUAGUGGAGACAGCUAAGUGUGGAAAAGAAGGAAAAAAAUAAACGAAAAAAUUUAAUAUAUUUGCCGUGCGAUCGACGAAUGGAAUAACCAUAUUUUCUUGGUUUAAUUUUAUUUUUGGUGUGUGUUUUUAUCAAUUCAUUUCACGUUCAAUUAAUUUCCAAGACGAAGAAGAAGAAAAAAAAACGUCGACGAAAAGAAAAAUAAGAAGCAAAUUUGUUGUGUUUUUUCCAUUUUGAUUUUUGUUUAAACAGAGAAAUAAGAAAAAGAAGAACGUAAAAUUGAUUGAAUUUAUUCGAAUUGAUAAAAUUUAAGUUACUGUAGUCUAUUCUAUUUCGUUCGUUCGUACAUUGUUCGGAGAUUUUAAAUGAAAAUUAAUCGUGUUUGGUGUGUGCGUAUGUUUGUCAUCGAAUGAAAGAAAAAAAAAAACAUCAAAAUAACAAAAUCCAAAUAGUUGAACAUCUCAAUUGGCAUCAAAUCGAGUAGAAAAGGCAAGGCUAGCUAAAUGGUUUUGUUUACAAAUGAAAUUUACAAGAGACACACCGAGAAAGAGAAGAAAAAUUGUAGCAGCGCAUGAAAUUGUUGGCUGUAGUGGAAACUGAUGUGGCUGGCGAAAAAUGUUAAAGUUGUUUUUUUCGUGGUUUGUUUUUCCGUUUUUUAAAGUUCAAGUUACACAAAAAAACAAAAAUCAAGUUCAAAAAGUCAAACGAAAUGGGAACAAGAUUGAAUUUUAUGUGGCAAUGUGAUUGAACGAGAGGAAAAAAAAGGGUUUGACAUCGUAAUUAUGUUAUGAGCAGAGCAACACACAAAAAAAUAAUGAUUGUAGAAUGAACGUCAACGUGAGAGAGAGAGAGAGAGAGAGAGAGAGCGAGAGAGAAAGACACAGAGGCAACUCCUAUAUACUCACAUCAACAUCAAUGUCUCUAAUUGCUUUUGCUGCAGUUUUUCGCUCGCAUCCAUACAAUUGUCGUGAUAUUUUGUGUGAUUUUUUUUUUGUUCGUUUGUUCCGUCUCUUCCAACUAAACUCAAGUAAUUUGCAUCAAAAUAUCGAUUCGAAUUUAAAAGAAAACAAAACGCCUAACAUCCAACGACAGUCAUACACAUAUAUACGCACUCAUAAAUCGACGAAGUAAAUGUAAAGUGAUUGAAAUUGAUGAAAUUGUGUCGUGCAAACAGGACAAGAAUGAAAAAAAAAAAUACAUUUACAUAUAUGAAAUACGAAUGAAAUGAAACCGAGAAAAAAACGAAUCGUAUAGAAAUAAUAAUAAGCACAUAAGCGCAGAAAUAUGAUUGUAAGCGUUUUUAUACAUGCGGAGAAAGAGAGAUGUGAGACAAAUUGUUUUGUUAAAUUCAACGCCCUUUACCUAGUGAUGUACUGACAGACUACUAUAUAUAUAUAUAUACUUGUAAACUGUUUAAUGUGAAUUAAAUCACAUUUAAACGUCGCUUAUGUUAUGGUUGUGUGUUCGCAUUAUAUACAUUUCUAUCUAUUAUUGUGUGUGCGAAAACGGCAAGAGCUCAUUAUUGAAAGUCAUUUGUUGCAAAUGUUGUUUAUUGCUUGUUUGGAACGUUUUAAAACAACAUCAAUCAAUUAUGAAAAUUAAGAGUUAUUUUGCUGAAUGUAUCUCAAGUAUCAAGAUGUUUAUACUUCCGGGUGGAAUGAGACGAUGAAAUCCAGAAAUUCGACCCAAAUCAACUUCAAAUUCAAGGCGAACGAUUGGCCCAACAAAGUGAACGAAGAAAGACCCGUUGACUAGCCCAAAUGUUCUUAUCAAAUGGCAUAUUGCGUGAAGAAAUAAAAUUCAUUGGACGAAACGAUAUGCAUGUUAAGUGCCCAGUGUUCAGGAAAGACUCAUAAAUAUUAAGUGUAUGAUAAACACAGCGCACAUCUUUUGCCGUAGCUCGGUAGUCGUCAUCGAGCUCAAAUUUCGAGGCGAAAACAACGAUUUUCAAUUAUAAUCUUGAGUUUGCGGUGCUUUGACACUUUGAUUCACAUCUAACCAUGGUUAGACUGCAGUCACUGGUUAUCAGCGAAAAAAAGACAAAAGCAGUACCAAAAUACUAUCCAUCAAGUCAGAAAAAACACCAAACAAACGAUGAAGAAAAAAUUGAUGCUGGCCACUCAAUUUUAUUAAUAUGAUGGAGGUCGUUCACUGCACCAGAUACUGCAAACGCAUUGCAUCGAAAUGUUAGGAAACUUCUAAGCACUGCAAAUCAGACAAACACAAGAAUCAACCCCAACAAGUGUUCCAAAUUUGUUAAUUACAUCAAAAGUCAACUCAACGCCAGCAAUUGACUACACAUUUUUUUUUCAAAAUACAUUGACCCAAAACACGAACAAAAAUAUUUUUAACCAUUUUCAACGUAUAAAAAAUACGGAUUAAAUAAAACACAGUAUCCAAACAAAAGCUAAAACCACACUGGAAGCGACGUGUGUGAUAAAACGGAGUUAAAGUGUCGGACGAUAAGAAAUUUGUUGCCAAAAUGCCAUCGGCAGCAAGGCCUGGCAGUCUAAAAGAUCCCGAAAUCGCUGAACUCUUCAAUAAACAUGAUCCGGAAAAGAUAUUCGAAGAUCUACGUGAAAUUGGCCACGGUUCGUUCGGUGCUGUGUACUAUGCACGAUGCACGCUCACCAAGGAAAUCGUGGCAAUUAAGAAGAUGUCGUACGUUGGACGACAAAGUAUGGAAAAGUGGCAGGAUAUCCUAAAAGAGAUCCGCUUUUUACGUCAAUUAAACCAUCCGAACACGAUCGAAUAUAAGGGAUGCUAUUUGCGUGAGAAUACCGCUUGGCUGGUGAUGGAGUACUGUGUUGGCUCCGCAUCGGAUAUUAUCGAAGUGCAUAAGCGACCGUUACGCGAAGAGGAAAUAUCAGCAAUCUGUGAUGGUGUACUGCAAGGUUUGAGCUAUUUACAUAGUUUGGGCCGAAUACAUCGUGAUAUCAAAGCUGGAAAUAUUUUGCUAACGGAACAAGGAGUUGUGAAACUGGCCGAUUUUGGUAGUGCGGCUAUCAAGUGUCCGGCCAAUAGUUUUGUUGGGACGCCGUAUUGGAUGGCGCCCGAAGUGAUUUUAGCCAUGGACGAGGGUCAAUACGAUGGCAAAGUGGAUGUAUGGUCGUUAGGCAUCACCUGUAUCGAAUUGGCCGAACGUAAACCACCCUAUUUUAAUAUGAACGCAAUGGCUGCACUCUACCAUAUCGCGCAAAAUGAUGCACCAUCGCUACAGUCACAAGAUUGGUCUCAAACAUUUCGCAGUUUUGUCGAUGAGUGUCUCAAUAAAAAUCCAGUCAAUCGACCCACAUCCUAUAAACUACUCUCACAUCCAAUUGUUAAGAAGCAGCGAACGACAAACGUGCUGGUUGAGCUGAUUGCCCGAACCAAGGCGGCCGUACGUGAAUUGGACAAUUUGAAUUAUCGCAAAAUGAAGAAGAUUCUCAUGGUCGAUUCGUGCGAAACGGAGAGCACGAUCGGCGAUUCGGAGGAGGCUAACGACGAACAAACCGGUGGCGAUAGCAGCAAAAGUAACAGCAUAACAUCCGAACAUUCGAUCCAAUCGGUUGGAAUAUCGGCGAAUAGUAGCCAGAGCUCUUCGAGUAAUUCAAUUCCACAAAAUCAACAUCAUGGCGGUGCAAUUUCACGAGCAUCAUCACGCCAUCGUAAUCCAAUGCCCCCACCAAUUAAUGUGAAUAUGAACAACAAUCUGCCGCCGCAUCAACAACAAAUGCCGCAGCAUCAAUACCAUCCGCUGCAGCCAAAUCCGUCAUCAUCUUCAAUUAAUCAAAUGGGCGUUAUGUCCGGAUUUGCUAGUUCAAGCUCGGGCCACUAUGUGAACCAUUUGCCACAGCAGGCAAUGGUCAAUGCCGUAUCUGAACAUGGUGCCAACAAUUUCGCCACCAUACGAACCACCAGCAUCGUGACGAAGCAACAAAAGGAGCACAUGCAAGAGGAAAUGCAUGAACAAAUGUCCGGCUACAAGCGAAUGCGACGAGAACAUCAAGCCGCUCUCGUCAAACUCGAAGAGAAAUGCAAAGUCGAAAUGGAGAACCAUAAAUCCGCCUUAGAUAAAGAGUAUGAUAUGAUAUUGCAUAAUUUUACCAGAGAAUUGGAUCGAUUAUCGGUUAAGCAUCAACAAGAACUAGAAAAACGGGUGAAACAACACAAUGCUGCCGAAAAGAAACUAUCCAAAGAUAUCACAUUGAAACAGGAGGGCGAUCGCAAAAACUGGGAAUUGAACAAGAAGCGAGAGUAUAAGGCGAACAAAGAGAGAUGGAAGCGCGAACUAUCAAUGGACGAUUCGACACCGAAACGACAACGAGAUGCUACAUUGCAAUCGCAAAAGGAUAAUCUGAAACAGGCUGAGGCGCAAGAAGAGAAUCGGCUGAUCAAAGGCCAAAAGAGCUACAUUGAAUUGGAAAUGCGAAAAUUCAAACGACGAAAAAUGCUCAUUUUUCACGAUCUGGAAAAUCAAUUAUUGCAAGAUGAACUAAGCAAAAAACAACAGCAACUGGAACAGGCGCAUGAGAUGUUGCUGAAACAUCAUGAAAAGACUCAAGACUUGGAAUAUCGCCAACAGAAGAGUGUACAUAAUUUGCGUGAAGAACAAAUAGCCAAACAACAUGCAACCGAAUUGCAAAACCAACGAGAUUACACAGAACGUGCCGAAAAGGAAUUACUUCGCAAGCAUGCGGCUGAAGUGAAGCAACAGCCCAAGAGCUUAAAGCAAAAAGAGCUGCAGAUCCGUAAACAGUUCCGUGAAACGUGCAAAACUCAAACUAGACAAUAUAAAGCGUUAAAGUCGCAAAUACUGCACACAACACCUAAGGAAGAACAAAAAGCUGUGAUAAAGAAAUUAAAAGAGGAACAACAUCGGAAACUAACUCUGUUGGGUGAACAGUAUGAACAAACCAUAGCCGAUAUGCUGCAGAAGCAAAGCUUACGAUUGGAUGAGAGUCAGGAGAUUGAGUGUCAACAAUUAAAGGACCGUUUGCAAUACGAAUUGGAGAUAUUGAUGGCGUAUCAAAGUAAAAAUCGUAUGCAAGCGCAGGCACAGCGCGAUCGAGAACGCAAAGAACUUGAGGAUAGAGUCAGUGUUCGACGUUCAUUGCUUGAAAAUAAGAUGGAUGCUGAAUUGCAACAAUUCAAUAACGAACGUGCUGAACGAAUAAGACAGUUGAACGACAAGCAUGAGAAAGAGCUGGAAACAUUUGAUGAUGAGUCAACUCGUAUGGGUUUCAGUUCAUUGGCACUGGCCGAAUCGUCAAAAGAAUGCUAUCCAGAUGAGGAGGGAAGUUUAUCGGGUUCGAUGAUAUCGCUAGCACAUAGCAAUAGUUCAACAAGUUUUCCAUAUAUAGCAAACGAAAGCCAGAAAUAGUAUUGAUUUUGAGAGUGAAUUGCAUUAACUUAAUGAACAAGAUGGAAAAAAAACCGAAAAUAAUCCGACAUCAAAACAAAAAUAUCCAAUAACAACAUUCAUUUUAAGCCUCAAACCAACACAAUCUCCACAAAAACCCACACAUACACAAACACACACACACACGAAAAACGAUACCUUUUCACCCUCCCACAUUCAUAGUGUAAUACUGAUAGAAGAAGAAAAAAACAAUUAGAAUCCGUUAACUGUACAGUAAAUAAAAAGAAUCAACAAUUCCUUAUUUAUUUAUGAUUCAACAUGAGUUCAAAAAAGUAUCAAAUCAAAAUGUUGACAAAGAAAGGAUAAAGAAUCAAACAUAUUGUCUUGAUUGAGAAGAAGAGAAUUUUUUUCAUUAAUCUAUGCGAAUAGAUCAUAAAUAGUAGCAUAAACAAAAAAUGUAACAAAACAACCAAAAAAGUGGAUUUUAAAUGAAAACAAGUACUGGAUUUUGAGAGACAGAAUAGUAGCCACAUUUCGCUUAAUGGCAUUUUACAUUUCUAUUGACGAGAAUCCAAUCAAUUCGAUUCGUGUAUUGGAAUGAUCUGAUUUGACUAUGAUACGGACAGAAAUAUUCAGGUCCUUUGUUUCCUGGUGAAAAAAAGGGGGGAUAGAACGCAAUGUUACAAUUGGCAGCAAAAGUGAUGGUCAUUCUCAUUUGCAGCAAUCGACCACCGAAAGCGGGAAUUCCACACGCAUACGGAAGACAUUGCACCAAAUGAAUUUAAAAAAAUUCUUCGUGAUGGUUAAUGUUACCACUAAAUAUAUUAAUUUUACAAAUUCGAAUGAACUUUUGCUUCCCCAACUAACUCGUAAUCAUAUUUUUGUCAAUCGUAAAUUAUUGCAUUCGAAACAAAUGCGGACAAUUUGCAAAAUUCCGAACAAAAUUUUACAAUUUUUCCUUUUCAUUUAACACCGUUUUUUGUUGUUGUUUAUUUACGAAAUUCGAUUCCUCGAAUUUUCUCAAUUUGUAUCAAUUGUUUCUGUUGUCUUUUUGUUUGUGUUUAUUUUUUCUUUAGACUUCAUCUCAUUUUAAACGUAAAGUCAUACAAAUGCAUUCAUUCAUUUUCCUUUUUUGUCGUUUAUUUUCUUGUCCAAAUGCAUAAAAAAAUGAGAAAUAUAUUCACAACUGCGAAAUCAGAGUUUAUUUUUCCAUUCGGUAUUUACGAUAUUAGGAAAGCCCCUCUCAGCUGACGUUAAUGCAAGCCAACUUGUGGUGGUUUUUUUCCUCUCUGUGAGUAAUAGUUCGUAUUGCGACACUUGUGCCGAACAUGAAAGACGUCUCUUAUUUAAAAAUGCAAGAAAAAAAAUAGAAGAUAAAAGCAGGCGAAGGAGAUUUACAUUAAUAUUCAACAUAAUUUUAAGUAAAAUUUAUUAUUUCAUAAGUAGAUUGUGACAAAGAAGAAAUUGAAAAUCCCAAAAUUUACUUAAAACAAAUAUUAAUCGACAAAUAGACAAGUUUCAUGCACGUCUCUGCGAAUAAACAGAUUGAUAAGGAAACACACACACAUACACGCCCAUUUCAACGUAUGAACUGAAUAAAUUAAAUACAACAAAACAAAUCAUUAUGUGAAAGAGAUAGAGAAAAAUGAUGUAUUAAUUUAAUUGAUAUAAAAAUGAAACAAAAACAUA
This is a messenger RNA of Sitodiplosis mosellana (orange wheat blossom midge), 7070 nucleotides long. It is a transcript of the gene Tao, whose product is annotated as serine/threonine-protein kinase Tao. The record is from RefSeq and is a predicted model, not a curated record. Gene Ontology annotation, molecular function: ATP binding; protein kinase activity. NCBI's taxonomy places the organism in Eukaryota, Metazoa, Arthropoda, Insecta, Diptera, Cecidomyiidae. The coding region runs from base 2520 to 5402 and encodes 960 amino acids. Gene Ontology annotation, biological process: protein phosphorylation. The transcript is spliced from 9 exons.